AUUUUUUCUCCCUCCCAAAAAAGUAAACAAUAAAACAACAUUAUAACACUGGUCCAUACACAUAUAUCUGCAUAAACACAAAAGCUCCAAAACAAAUGAACUCUCACUCUCCCUCUCUCUCUCUCUUUCAUAAAAACAGCCAGCCAGCCUAUACAGUUCUUCUAUGGAGUUAUCCUCAACAAUGAAGAGAGCUAAAUCUCUCCACUGACUCUGCUUCACCACCAAGCUUCUUUUUUUUUUCUUUCUUCUUCUCUGUUUCGGUCUCUUAAGCUCCAAUUCUCUAAUUACGCAUUUCCAAUUUCUCACCGCACUAACGGAAUUAGGUCUAAAUAAUCCCCCAUUUCCGGCGUAAUGCGGAGUUAGAAAAAGUACUAGUAGAUAUGUUCAAGCCGGUGCGAUGGUGGAGCGACAAGAACAGAAUCAAAGCUGUUUUCAAGCUGCACUUUCAUGCAUCUCAGGUGACACAGGUUGGAGGGGAUGGAUUGAUGGUCUCUGUUGUUCCCGGUGACACCGGAAAGCCCUCUUCGAAAUCGGACAAGGCAGCAGUUCGAGAUGGGGGCUGUGUGUGGGAGAAUCCAGUCUAUGAAACUGUCAAGUUCAAUCGGGAUCCGAAAUCAGGCAGGAUUCAGCAAAAGACAUAUUACUUCAUCUUAGGCACGGGUUCAUCGAGGGCAGGAGCUGUGGGAGAGGCUUCCAUUGAUCUUUCGAGUUAUGCUGAGGCAAGCAAGCCCUCCUUAGCGUCUAUCCCACUCAAGAACUCAAAUUGUGAAGCCGUGCUUCAUGUAUCUAUCCAGAGGGUUCAUGAUCAAAGGGAGAUUGAAGAGAAUGAGAUUGCAAGUUUGCAUUCUCAGGAUCAUGAUGUUGAUGGAACAGUCAGAAGCGAUUUUGUUGAAGAUGCACCAUCUAGUAAGGCUGAAUUUGAGACAACACUCCGGGCUUCUAGUGGAUCGGACAUCACCCUGUCGAGCUCUGGGAGCAGCUCUGGGCUAGAAGCACCUUGGGAGAUGCAGAUGAAGACCGAGCCUGUUGUGUACUUGUCGCCUUCGACAAAUUUGGGGCCAAAAUCUGACACGCCCUCCCCAGUGCACAAAGAGCACCAGAGGUCGUGGGAGUGGGUGAGGGACUCUGCCCCCAAUGACUCUCAAACCACCAUAAAGGAAACUUUUCUAGAUGAGGAGGCUCCGGAUGUUCUGAUCGAGAAGCUGAAAGCUGAAGUUGCUGUCCUGUCGAGACAGGCUGACAUGUCCGAGUUAGAGCUGCAGGCGCUACGGAAGCAGAUUGGGAAAGAGAGCAAAAGAGGGCAGGAUCACUGGAGAGAAGUUGUUUGCUUGAAACAAGAAAGAGAUGCUUUCAAGGAAGAAUGUGAGCGGCUCCGAGGCAAAACCAAGGCUAAUUUCCUCUUUGAUGGAGUGGAUUCACAGACGGUUGUUGAUGAACUCAGGCAAGAACUGAGUUACGCAAAAGAGUUGAACACAAACCUUCGUGUUCAGCUCCAGAAGACUCAAGAGUCGAACUCUGAACUGAUUCUUGCAGUGAGAGACCUUGAGGAAAUGCUGGAGGAGAAAAAUAAGGAGAUGGAUGGAGGAUCGAGACAAUUGGCAGUCGUUUGUCAGCUCAACAACACCGAUGAUGAUGAGGAUGAUGAGGAUCAGAAGGCGCUGGAGGAUAUUGUGAAACAGCAUGGUGAAGUUGAGGGAACGUCUCUUCUAGAACAAGAAAUUACCGAGCUCCGAAAUGAAAUAGAGUUCUACAAGAGGGAUAAAGACGAGCUGGAAAUGCAGAUGGAGCAGCUAGCCCUUGAUUAUGAGGUCAUGAAGCAGGCUAAUCACGACAUGACAUGUAGGCUCGAGCAGAGCCAGAUCCACGAGCAGCUAAAGAUGCAGUACGAAUGCUCGUCUCCCGACACCAAUGCUGAUGAACUCGGUGCCUGCAUUGAGAAGCUGGAGCACGAAUUGCAGAGUCGUACAGAGGAGUAUGAAUCCUCACUUGUCAGAAUAAGUGAACUUCAAGGCCAUGUUUCAAGCCUAGAGAAGGAAGUUGAGAAGAGAGCACGUGGUUUUGAAGCUGAUGUGGAAACCCUCACACGCUCCAAAGUCGAGCAGGAGAAGAGAGCGAUAAGGGCUGAGGAAACACUGAAGCAGAUGAGGUGGAAAAAUGCCAAUGCAGCGGAGCGGCUGCAGGAUGAGUUCAGGAAGCUUUCUGUGCAGAUGGCAUCGACAUUUGAGGCCAAUGAGAAGUUGGCCACCAAGGCUCUGGCGGAGGCAAAUGAGCUCCGUGUGGACAAGGCUCGCCUUGAGGAAACGCUCCGUAGGAUUUCUGAAGAGCACCAGUCAGUUGAAGGAAAUUAUGAGGCUCGAUUGCGAGAAGUUACAGUCCAAGUUACCACGAUGAGCAACCAAAUAGAGAAGUUGCAAUCAGAUAUACAUGACCGAGGCAUUCAGCUGGAACGCCACAGAGAGAUUGCUGGAAAAACGGAGAGACUCCUCUCGAAUGAAAUCUCAAUGCUCAAAGAGGAGAUUGAAGAACAGAUUGCCAAGAACAAGAUUCUAUUAGAGGAGAAGGGGAGUAUGAAAGAUGUGGUGCACGAGCUUGAGAGAAUGAAAAAGUCGAUUAAGGAAAUGGAGUUGCUUGUGGAGCAAGGGAACGAUGAAAAGGUUGAACUCGAGGGCAAAGUCAUGGUUAUGAAGAUGGAGGCUGAAGAGUUGGAUAAAGAAUUGAACAGACUAAGAUCUCUAGUGAAAGAAAAAGAACAGACAACAGGGAAUCUGCAGUCGGAGCUGGAUUCUCUCCGAGCUCAGUGUGUUGAAUUGAAAGAUUCUCUAUCAGUUAACGAGGCAGAGAAAGAGGGUUUGAGGAAGCAAGUUUUGCAGUUGAGAAGUGAGCUCAAGAAGAAGGAAGAUGCAUACAAAAUCAUGGAGAGGAAAACUAGGGAUGGCAGUGGUAGAGCAACAGCUGCUGAUGCAAUAAAAACUGGUCCAAAGACAAGCAAGCCCGCUCCUCGUGGAUCCAAGGAGGCUUCAAAUCUCAAGGAGAAAAUAAAGUUGCUUGAGUGUGAAAUCAAUUUGAAGGAGACUUCUCUUGAAAAAUCAGCUCAUGCAUUUUCGGAGAAAGAAAAGAUUCUUCACAAGAAAAUUGAAGAGUUGGAGGAAAGACUGAAUGUAAAAGAAGUUGAAAAGCCACUUUUGGAGGAUCAAGCUUCCAAGGGUAGAUUGAGCGAAGAAGAAGCAAGCAACGGCUUAUCAGACAUUGAAGAACUGAAAAACGAAAUGGGAUUAGUAAUGGAAAGAAACAAAUCAAUGGAAAAGGAAUUGAAGGAGAUGCACGAGAGGUAUUCAGACAUGAGCCUCAAGUUUGCAGAAGUUGAGGGCGAAAGACAACAGCUUGUAAUGAAACUUCGCAAUCUAAAGAACAUGUCUCCUUCGAAAAAUAUGUUUGCUCCGGUUAACUGGUAAGGAUGUUUAGUGUGACUGUUUCAUACUCAAAAACUUGUAAAUUGUGAAAAUUUGUUGUUGGUUCAUUAGAAAUAAGAUGUAACAUACAUUUCAAGAUUGAUCUAUACCGUGUAGAGGAUGCGUUCAGACACAAUUUUUUCAUUCUA
Messenger RNA from Salvia hispanica, 3598 nucleotides. RefSeq lists its product as uncharacterized. The record is from RefSeq and is a predicted model, not a curated record. NCBI's taxonomy places the organism in Eukaryota, Viridiplantae, Streptophyta, Magnoliopsida, Lamiales, Lamiaceae.